UCUUUUGGCGAGUGAGUUGCGAGUUGCAAGUUGUUGUGAAAUUCUUAGAACUGAAUUUGUAUUCCCGGUAACGUGUUAAAAGUAUAGUGUACUUUCUGUGCGGCUUACAACAUCCGAAGUUUUAAAUUCUUUUAAAAAUGUCCGGGAGCAAUCGCCAAAGCUCGUCGUCGUCGUCAAGCUCCGGCAAAAGGAAGUCAAGUGGUUCACCCCCGCGUGGAAGGAAGAGCACAGCGGGGGCGGAUGAGACUCACUAUGUUGAGAAAAUUUUGAAAAAACGCUACGUAAAUGGGCGAGCUCAACUAUUAUUAAAAUGGCAGGGUUAUUCAAUGGAAGAAAGUACGUGGGAGCCCAUCGAGAACUUAACCGGCGAUUGUAUGCGAAUGUUAGCUGACUUUGAGGCCGAAUUGUUUGCAGAACAAUGUUGCAGAAUAGACGCAUCCAUGAUAUACUGA
Molecule: messenger RNA, 452 nt
Organism: Drosophila montana
Lineage: Eukaryota; Metazoa; Arthropoda; Insecta; Diptera; Drosophilidae
Product: chromo domain-containing protein rhino-like
Exons: 2
Coding region: 138-452 (104 amino acids)
Biological process (GO): chromatin organization; negative regulation of transcription by RNA polymerase II
Cellular component (GO): pericentric heterochromatin
Molecular function (GO): chromatin binding
Source: RefSeq, a predicted model, not a curated record